Coregonus sp. 'balchen' is the source of this 4084-nucleotide messenger RNA. NCBI's taxonomy places the organism in Eukaryota, Metazoa, Chordata, Actinopteri, Salmoniformes, Salmonidae. The record is from the annotation of a GenBank genome assembly.
AUGUUGGCAUCUUUUGGCACCAAAGCGGUAAGUGGUAUGCUUCCCCCUGGCAGCCCAUACAGUAACAGGCCUACACACAGAACACUGUGCCAUAUGCCAUAGAUUAUGACUGGAAGGCUUGGGGCAUGCUACCACCUCUCCUAACCUCAGCUUCUCUCCUAUGCCUUUCACCAGGAGAAGAUGAGCCAAUAAACAAAUUAGACUCAUACAGGAUGCUACUUGUCGGGACAAAAAUGAAUCAUAGUCUUGUUAUUUCUGUUAUUAUAACACUGUCAAAGUUGCAGUAAACUGUGCCAAAAGCAGCGUCCCUUCAGAGCACCAACAACUCAACCCAGAGUAAAUAUCUUUCUCUAUGCUUUAUUCCCCUAUGCUGGUUCUCUCUGUGGAUGAGAUCACUUACAGUAUGUGUACCUACAGCACUGAGCUCUUCAUGUUUUGACUUGACAGGGUAACUAUAGCAACACAAGGUCUACAAUCAAUCAUAGAUGUAUGACUCUUGUAUUGUCUAUGCCUAGAAUAAAGUUAGCCUUCUUCAAUGCCUUUUCUGCAUCCCCUACAUAUCUCCAUUGCCCCCCCACAGUUUAGCUCUUUUUCAACCUUUUGUCAUUCCCUCAACCAAGAUCAAGAGUAGCCCUAGAUCAACUCCCCGCAACCACAAGACAGAAAACAUACAGGAGAGAGGUUGAGACAGAGGCAGGCAGUAGCAUUACCCCCUGCGCUGCAAAGCCACCUACAGAACGUGUUGAUCAGAAUGAAGUGUCAACGUAUCUCUGUCCCGCCACUAUGAGGUAGGAAGAACCCUCAGGAUAGUGCUGCAGAAAUGCAACCCACAUUGUAAUUGUGGAUUUAUCUAUCUGUACAUAUGUAAUAAAAGUGUCAUAGACCCUAACCAACACCAAUAAAUGUAAACGAAACAUCUAACUAUUCAGGCAAAAUGAUGGCCAGUCCAGUCUCCAGGAUGACCAGUCCAGUCUGUGUGUCCAUGAGUGAAACAUUGAGCAGAGAACAGAGAUGAGUUUGUUUUUUUCAGACAUUCCUAGUCUCUGUCUCUGUUGAGAUGAGAAAGAUGAUAGCCUCUUCUGAUGAGAGAUUAGGAGGCGUGGGACAGUCUUCAGCAAAUGUUACUCACUCAAUAUUCCCAGCACAACAAAGUAUAUUAUGCUAUACUAUACCGUCCAUGCAGCAGUGGCGUCUGCUGAGGGGAGGACGGCUCCAUUCCAGCCAUUAUUAUGAGCCGUCCUCCACUCAGCAGCCUCCACCAUGGAAACCAUGUGUUUGAUGUAUUUAUACCAUUCCACCGAUUCCGCUCCCAGCCAUUACCAUGAGCCCGUUCUCCCCAAUUAAGGUGCUACCAACCUCCUGUGCCAUGCAGAUAUUAGUCUGUGCUCAAUCAUGCAAAGAGUAGCUGACCUUUUGGUUAUCAUUGUUUUCCUAAAAAAAAUCCAGAUGUAACUAUGUGAUGAACAUUUAAUCUUCAGUACACAUGAGAAAGUAAUGACUCUGAGCAACCUCGUCCCCCCUCUCCCCGGCACUAACUGAAUGGUUUUGUCAAUCUUACUUUCCCCGCCUCUCCCCCUGGGGUCCUUCUGACAUUCCUCUGUGUUUGCACCUGGGUGUGCCGGAGCCUGAUCAGUUUACGGGGGGCUGGCAAUGAUACCUGUCUGAUGACCUCGAUCGCUCCAAUCCUAGACAGCUAGGAGGCAGGCCGAUGCUGGGGAGGAGCCCUGUGCCAGCAGGUAGAUAUAAGCCAGCUGCCACCAGAGAGGAGUCACUGAGAGGGGCUUGACUUUCCUCUUAGUAAGCUCACCUGCUUCACCAUCCUCUCUGUCUCUCUCCUCUCUCCUUUUCUUUUACUCCCCUCAGAGGAUCAGAAAAGCUGCAACCAUGAGUUACAGGAGCAGUGGCAGCAUGAGUGGAGGCUUCAGCUCCGGCGGAGGCUUCAGCUCCGGCGGUGGUGGCGGCGGCAGCAUUGUGAGGAAGAGCUUCUCAAGCUUCUCCUCUUCAGCAGACCCCUGUGGGCUCCAGCCGUAUGAGCAGCUCAUCCGUUAGAUGCUCCGGAGGAGGUGGUGGGGGCGGCUUCGGCAUUGGGCGGUGGUGGAAGUGGAGGAGGCUCCAGCUUCAGCUAUAUGAAGCAGCGCUGGAGGCAUGGGUGGCGGCGGUGGUGGUGGAGGAGGCUUCGGCAUGGGUGGCGGCGGUGGAGGCUUUGGCCUGGGUGGCGGCGGUGGAGGCUUCGGCCUUGGUGGCGGCGGUGGAGGCUUUGGCCUGGGUGGUGGCGGCGGCGGAGGUGGCUUCGCCCCCAUCACAAGCUGUCACAGUCAACUCAAGCCUGCUUGCCCCCCUCAAUCUGGAGAUCGACCCCAACAUCCAGACUGUCCGCACCCAUGAAAAAGAUCAGAUCAAGGGCCUCAACAACCGCUUUGCCUCCUUCAUCGACAAGGUCAGUACUCCUUUAUUCUCUUAAAGCCCUUCAAUCUAAGAGAAUGUUAAAAGUAUCAAGUAUGCCAUGACUAUGGUCCUGUCCAAGUAAAUUAAAAUAUAUUGCAUUGAUCAUCAUCUACCAUAUGCCAGCAUACACAGGGUGCAGAUAUACUGCAAAGGAGAUACUGCAAAGGGAUACUGCAAAGUAUCUGCAAAAGGACACUUUGUAAUAGCAAUUGAUGGCUGGGAUGUUGUUUUAUGGUACAGGUUGCAAAUAGCACACUUGAAUAGUUGCAAGGCUGUGUCUCUUGUGUGCUACUGUAGGGCUCAUUAAUAUUUCACAGCCACUGAUCAUGCAGCCUCUGGAAAUCCGGACCAUAUAGGAUCCAGUUAGAACUGGCUCUGAAAACAAAUACACAGAAUGAUAUAGUGACUGCACCCUACUACCUGAAUGUAUAAACAGGGGCAUAUCACCUUAUCACAGGUGGUCAAAGUCCUAAUGUGCAGCCUGUUGCAUCAAAACUGACAGUUUAGUCGUUUUCUUCGACCGUAAUUGCACUGGCUGUGAGUAUGGGGAGUGGGGGGGUGAGUCCAUGUACCUCUCAUGAAAGGAAUCGUCUGGGAGCGAGAUAUAAAGUGGAUGGAUCUCUUCAUGACUGCCCCAGCCCUUAGGGAAUGACUCAGCUCAGUGCCUGCCAACAUAGGCCAUAGAGGGCGGUGUCCCUUUUUUACAGAGGUGUGGGAGAAAGGCAGCUCUGUCUGAGAAAGUCCCAAUAAAAACUUCAAGCAGUCCGUCUUCAUUACCUCAGCGAAUGCAAGUCUAAUCUUGAACCACUAAAUAAAUAAACAAGUAAACCUUGCCAGGGAGAUGUUGCCAAGGCAAUGUCACAUGAUACAACCAGAUAUGAUAUAAAUAUGACAUAACCCAAUUUAAAUUCUCAAACGUAAUGGAAGAUGUGUGCCAACCUGUUUCUAGCAGUAAAUAUGACACCUGAUUGUAACUAUUCCAUUUCUCUCUCUGCACACAGGUACGCUUCCUGGAACAGCAGAACAAGAUGCUGGAGACCAAGUGGAGCCUCCUGCAGGACCAGACCACCACCCGCUCCAACAUUGAUGCCAUGGUCGAGGCCUACAUUGCCAACCUGCGCAGACAGCUCGACGGCCUGGGAGGAGAGAAGGUCAAGAUGGAAGGAGAGCUGACAACCAUGCAGGGUCUGGUGGAGGACUUCAAGAACAAGUGAGUUUUACACAAGACAUUGUAUGGAUGCUCUAACUGUCCUAAAUGCUGGCCCAUGUAAACCAUAUAUAAUCUGUUUUUGCAGAUAUGAAGAUGAAAAUCAACAGCGUGCCGCAGUGGGAGAACGAGUUUGUCCUCCUCAAGAAGGAUGUUGAUGGUGCCUACAUGAACAAGGUUGGGUUGGAGGCCAAGGGUCGACGCCCUUCAGAUGAGAUCAACUUCCUCAGGGUCCAUCUAUGAAGCGGUGAGGGCCAUGUCAAACCACAAUAAGCGUAGUCUUUGAAACUCUGUUGAUAUAAACAACAAAUGAUCCACAUUAUGGCUUUCCUGAUGUCCUUCUCUCUCCUUCUCUCUCUCCAGGAGCUGAGUGAACUGCAGGGCCAGAUUAAUGACACCUCAGUGGUGGUGGAGAUUGGACAACAGCCGUAA